Messenger RNA from Vigna angularis (adzuki bean), 648 nucleotides. RefSeq lists its product as uncharacterized. The record is from RefSeq and is a predicted model, not a curated record. The coding region runs from base 65 to 415 and encodes 116 amino acids. The transcript is spliced from 2 exons. NCBI's taxonomy places the organism in Eukaryota, Viridiplantae, Streptophyta, Magnoliopsida, Fabales, Fabaceae.
UUUGUUUGGGGAACUUAAAACUAACAUAACUUGUUUACUGUGAAAAGCCAGUGGAUAAGAGAAAAUGGUAGGCACCGGAAUUAGGUGUGGUGUUUUGGGCUUCAAUUACUAUGUUCCUAUGAAAAAAAUUGGAAGAAGGUCUGGAACCACGCUGGCUAAAAGGAAGGAUUUUGACGAGAAUGAUAAGCUCCAACAGCGACCCUUUUCCCCUCUGAAGAUUUCGAAGUCAAAUAUCGCUCGUGCUGCCAUUGGAGUGUUUGGAUUGGGGUUCAUUGAUGCCGGGUACAGCGGUGAUUGGUCGAGAAUCGGAGUAAUAACAUCAGAGAGUGAGGAAUUGCUUAAGGUUGCAGCUUUUCUUGUUGUUCCCUUGUGUAUUUUUCUUGUUUUUUUCCUGCCAACAGACACAGAUUCUUGAAUUUUUCAACAAAUGAAGUGUGAAUUUGGUUGAAAAUCUUGUAAACAUAGAAUCAAUGGGCUGCUAUUGUUCAUCUUAUGAGUUUCAGAUCAUACUUAGGAUAUGAAUAAGCUCAAUCCACCCACUUAUAAUCUGCAACUGAGUUGGAAGGUGAACUAACAGAUCCAGAAAUGCUAAAGGGUUUGAAAGAAUGUUACUUGAAUGAUCUAAUGGAAAUAAUAAAAAUAAAUAAA